UCCUUGUCUCAGCCUAUUGUUUUUACCCCUAAACCCUUGGGGCUGUUUCACUCUCUCUUUUUCUCUUUUGGUGGUUUGCUUUAAUCUAUUUAACCCCCAUUCCACUCUUCACCAUUUCACAUCAUCUUCUUCAUCAAACACUCGAGAACAAGAAUCAGAAAAGUAAUCAAAGAUAGGAUGAGUUCAACAAGCAGAGCAUGGAUGGUGGCCGGAACUGUUGGGUUGGUGGAGGCACUCAAGGAUCAAGGCUUUGCACGAUGGAACUAUGCCAUCAGGACCCUCCACCAUCACGCCAAGUCCAAUCUCCGCUCAAUCUCUCACAUCAACCACCUCUCAUCACCGGUGGCCAUGGUCUCAAGCAAAGGCAUGGAAGAGAAAAUAAGUCAAUCGGAGGAGUCAUUGCGAAAAGUCAUGUAUUUGAGCUGUUGGGGUCCCAAUUAAUCGACUCUUUUUAGUUUUUUGUAGGUAGAUGCAUAGAUAUCACAGGAGUUUUACUUGUAAUUAUGUACGAUUUUUGUUAUUGAAAGAGACUUCCGAUUUAGAUCAAAUCGGUUAAUAA
This is a messenger RNA of Cynara cardunculus var. scolymus (artichoke), 559 nucleotides long. RefSeq lists its product as uncharacterized. Lineage: Eukaryota; Viridiplantae; Streptophyta; Magnoliopsida; Asterales; Asteraceae. The coding region runs from base 178 to 441 and encodes 87 amino acids. The record is from RefSeq and is a predicted model, not a curated record. The transcript has a single exon.